Messenger RNA from Entamoeba histolytica HM-1:IMSS, 3267 nucleotides. RefSeq names its product importin beta-3 family protein, putative. Gene Ontology annotation, molecular function: nuclear import signal receptor activity. Gene Ontology annotation, biological process: protein import into nucleus. Gene Ontology annotation, cellular component: nucleus; cytoplasm. The transcript has a single exon. The record is from RefSeq and is a predicted model, not a curated record. NCBI's taxonomy places the organism in Eukaryota, Evosea, Mastigamoebida, Endamoebidae. The coding region runs from base 1 to 3267 and encodes 1088 amino acids.
AUGGAGGCAGUUCAGUUUGGAGAAAAUUUAUUUCGUGUUUUUAUUAGAGGUCCUACAGGAGCGAAUGAAAUACCGUUCAAAGAGUGUGAACAAAAAUACAAUGCACUAAAAAAUGACAAACAAAAUUUUAUUUCACUUCACAUUUUAGUAUUACAAAAAAGCCAAGAUGUGAGUGUAAGAAAAUUUGCUGUAAAUCAAUUUUCAACUGAGAUCAUGAAAGGAAAAACAUCUGUUUAUGUAACGCUUGAUGAUGGUUUUAGAAACACAUUAAAUCAAACGCUUAUUGGAUUAAUGAAUUCAGAAAAUGAUUUUGGUGUUUUAAAUGGAUAUGCUAAUAUUAUUGGAAGAGCUUAUACUUCAAUGCAAGCAUUAAAAAAACCAUGGAACGAUGUUCAUAGAGCUAUUUUUGAAUGGAUUAUGAAUGGUGACUCUAAUCACCGUAUUCGUGCAUUUCAGAUUUUAACUGAAGACAUUUUAUAUUCACAGUCAAAAGAAGAAUAUAUUCAAUUAAUUCAACAAUACGUUCAAAUCAUACAAUAUGGUUUACAAAAACAUGAUAUUAGUUGGACAAAAGAUACAUUUAAAUUAUUCCAAGUAUUAACCCAAACGAGUGAUGUUGAAGCAGACGUUAAUAACCUUUAUAAAAUAUAUCCUACAUUUGUUGAAUAUAUUCAAGAAGCUAUUAAUACUAAAGUUAGUGAUGAUAUUGUGAGUGAUUUAUUAAGGUCUAUUGAUGAAUUAUUUGAAGAAGAAAAUGAAUAUGCAAUUCAAUAUAUUCCUAUAACUGUUCAAUUAUGUUCAGGUGUUUGUUUACAAUUUUCUAAUGAUGAGGAUGUUCAAUUAACUGCAUUUGAUGCUUUAUUAACAAUGUGUGAAAGGUUUACACCAGUGUUCAAACAGAAUAAAACAAUGUUGUAUGUUAUUUAUGAAGUAAUUGUAUUAUGGGUAUCUACAAUAAAAGUUACACAAGAGUGGUUACAAGAUAAUGAUAAUGAUGAGGAUUUAAUAUUAUAUAGUAGAGGGGUUGAAGGAUUAUCAUCCAUGGUAAGUUUUUUUGGAUCUGCCCAAACAAUGAACUUUAUUUUUCAACAUUAUUCAUUAGCAAAUGGUAAUUGUGAACAAAGACAUGUAUUUUUACAAUUUGUUUAUCGGUCAUUUGAAGGAUCAAAAAAACCAAUUCUAAAACAAAGUAUGAAUAUUUUUAAUAUUAUAUUUCCUUUUUAUUUAGACGAAUCACCAAGAAAUAGAAUUCUUGCAGUUAUUAUUAUAAAUAAAUUAUUUACAAUUGACCAAAAGAAUAGAAGUAAUUUCUUAUCUCCAUGUAUUCAAAUAAUUGCUAAAUUAUUGGCAGAUCCAGUUCCACGCAUUGUAUCAAGAGUAUGUGAUUUUGUUUCUUGUUUAUUAGAUAACAUAGACUCAAAUUUGAUGAAACCAUAUUUUGGAGAUUUAUUAAAAUGGCUAUUAUCUCUUUUGAAUUCAAACCAAAAAAAAGUAAUUUCUGAAGCAUUAUGUGCAAUAUCAUUUAUUGCCCUCAAAAUGAAGUUUAAUUUUGUUCAUUAUUAUCCAGAAGUACUUCAAGUAUUAAAAACAUUAUUAAAUAAUAUUGGAACAAAUCAAGAAUAUUAUGAAAUUAAAGGAAGACUUAUUGAAUGUUUAAGUGUAAUUGCAUUAGAACUAAAAGGAGAUUAUUGUAGUGAGUGUGGAAAUAUUAUUUUACAAGAAGUUGAUAAAGUCUUAAAAUUACCAAACAUAAAAAUUGAAGAUUCAUUAUUUGGGUUUGUUGAAACAUCAUUUACUCGUUUAGCAGAAAUUUUGCAAGAACGUUUUGCUCCAUUCCUUCCAACAGUAUUACAAAUUGUAUUAAGUCGUGCUCAAAUGAAUGUUAUUUGUGGACAAGAUGAUAAACGAACAGAUGACACAAAAAAUGUUUAUGUUGAUCAUAAACCAUUUUCUAUACAUACUGGAUUAACUGAUGAAAAAAGAAAUGCUGUAAAUUCAAUUUGUGAUUUUGCAAGUGACUUAAAGAGUAUAUUCUAUCCUUUUGCUCAGCCAUGUCUUGAAGUAGUAUUAAAACUAGUUCAAGAUCCAUUUGAUGAAGAUUUAAGGGCUUUAGCAGCUAAGUGUGUAUUUAAACUAUUAAAAGUACUUGAAUCAGGAAAAAUGAAAGAAAUUAAAAAUGAAAUUCAAGUCAAACAAGAAAACUUACCAACAGUAUUAACUUGUAUUAAUGUUAUAUUAGAUCAACUAAACAAAGAAAGGUUUGUAGAUACUAUAACUAAAAUACUUAAUUACUUAGAUUGUAUUAUUGAUUUUUGUCCAGAAAAUAGUAUUCCAGAACAAACAAUGGAUAAUAUUGUUCAAAUGAUAAAUACUUUGUUUAAUGAUGGAUGUAAUAGAAUUGUCGAUGAUGAAAAACAGUAUGAAGAAUUGGAAGCUAAACUUCAAAGAGAACCAAAUGAGGAAGAUGGAACAGAAUUAGAAGAAGGAAUUAAAGAACAAAAAAGAGUAGAGUCUAAUUUUAGAAUGCAAUUAAGGAUAUUUAUUUCUACUCUUUGUAAAACACAACCAAGGUUAUCUGUUAGUCUGAUUAAUAAAUAUAUAACUCCUCAGAUAUGUGCUAUAUUAAAUAAACAAAAUAUUAUUCCAUUAGAAAUGUCAUUCUGUGAUAUUAUACUUUGUACAGUUUCAACAGCUGCUAAUCAACCAGAAAUGAUUAAACAAUUAAGUGCAAUUUUCUUAGAUAGAAUUUCUAAAGGAAUUUGUGUUGAGAAUACAUUAUUAUAUUUAGCUAAAUUGAUUGAAUAUCCAAGUACAAAAGAGUUUAUUCCAAGAAUAGUUCAAAUAGUUCAACAAACGUUCCAAUUAAGAGAACAAAAUAAACGUUUAUAUGAAAUUGGAAUUCUUUGUUUUGGGAAAUGUAUUAUACAAGAACCUUCAUUGUUUGAUCAAGCAGUAGUGUCUAAUUGGUUAAAUGUAUUACCACUGACUCGAUUUGAUGAUGAAAUUAUUUUUAUUAUGUUUACUUUAAUUGCAAAGAAGGUGAUUAUAAUCAAUACUCAUACUAUGAAAAGAGUUUUAGAUAUAUUAAUCAGAACAAUAUCUGAUGGUUGUAUUGAUAAUAUUUCAUCAACGACAAAAGAAAUUGUUUCUUUUUAUAUUCGUCAAUGGGCAACUACAACAACUGAUAUUUUUAAUCAACUUAUUUCUUCAUAUAAUCCUGAAGAACAAGAGAUAUUGAAAGAACUUUGUAAUCCAACAAAUACAUAA